CAAGCAACCAAAUAAUGAAUGAUAUGCUAGAAAGAGGAGAGGUAGGAUGGCAAGAAGGAAUGAAUGGAAGGAAUUAGUGAUACCAUGCAUAGCCAUGGUUGCUGUAGAGUGCUCCAAUGUAACUGGCGGCAUUCUAUUCAAAGCUGCUUCUUUUAAAGGGAUGAGCUACUUCGUCUUCACCGCUUACUCUUAUCUUUUAAGCACCCUUGUCUUCCUCUUCAUAGCAGCCCUCUUUAAAAGAAAAACACUGUUCCCUCCAUUGAAGUUCCCUCUUUUUUCCAGAAUUUUCCUUCUUGGACUGCUUGGGUUUUCAGGCCAAUUAUGUUUAUUCAAAGGCAUACAACUUAGUUCCCCAACUCUUGCUUCAGCCCUUGGCAAUCUCACACCAGCUUUGACCUUCAUGCUUGCUGUCUUCUUCAGGAUUGAAAAAGUAGCAAUUAGAAGUUCAAGCUGUCAAGCUAAAAUCAUUGGCACCUUUACCUCAAUAUUUGGUGCAUUAGUGAUUACUUUUUACAAAGGACCCAAACUUUUUUCAUUGUCAUCAUCUGUUUCACUUCAAAGGCCGCUAGUGUUUAUGUCAUAUGAGUCAAAUUGGAUCAUUGGUGGCCUCCUGGAAGCUAUUGCAUACCUUAUUCUUUCACUUGCGUAUAUUAUCCAGUCCCAAGUAAUGAAGAUUUACCCAGAAGAGAUUACUGUAAGUUUAUUUUCUGGCUUGUUUGGGACCAUUAUAUCCCUACCAAUAUGCAUACUUGCUGAACCAAACUUGAGUUCCUGGAAAUUAAGUUCUAAUGUAGCUGUUGUUGCUGUCUUAUACACGGGACUUUUCGGGUUAUGUUUUGCAUUAGGUGUACACGUAUGGGGCAUACGCUUGAUGGGGCCUGUAUUUGUUGCAAGUUCCAAGCCAACUUCAGUUGUCAUUGCUGUUGUUAUGAGUGCUAUUUUCCUUGGCGAAGCAGUAUUUCUUGGAAGUGUGUUCGGAACUCUAAUUUUAUCUACGGGAUUGUAUUCCGUGUUAUGGGGAAAAGCAAGAGAAGAAGAAGAAGAACUAAUAGAUGACUCAAACACCAUUAAUGGAAGAGUCCCUUUGCUACAAAGCCAACAAAGUUGAACAAUGUAGCUGUUUUACCAUGCUAGGGCAACGAGUUUGCUUUAGGCUCCAAUUUCGUGCUUCAAUGGAGACUGAAUCUUCUUGAAUACCGAUGAUUCUGUAAGACCUAAGGAUGACUCUGCUUCAAUAGGAGGAAUUAUGUAAGACCAAGUUAAAAAAUGGAUCAUUGAUUUUAAAAGAUUCUUGAGGUUACUCAGUGAUUGAGCCUGAAUUGUUGAGCAUCUCAAAUAGUUUAGACAUCUUGAUUGACCGAGGUUACGAUAAUAUGCUGGUUCAAACGAACAGUUUUGAAAUGGCCACUAUCACAAAGAAGGGAUUCACAGGAAGAUCUAACUCAGCUUUAGGUAGAAUUGAAUAUUUUAGCAAUUUUCUCAAUUUCAACAUUGGAGUAUCUGCCAUAUCCCUCGAGAAGACAACUAGAAAAUUGAUACACUGGUUAAAUUGGCUCAUUUGGGUAAUCAAAGAUUGCAAGUUUUUGAAAUAUCCCCAUUUGAGGGAAUGAGUUAUGUGAUGUAGUUUAUCUUUUUAAUUUAUUCUUUGUAACCAAAAAAAAAAUUAGAUUUACAAGAUCAAUUAAAAAUAUACAACUAUAUACAUUAUAAAAGAA
Gossypium raimondii (Peruvian cotton) is the source of this 1715-nucleotide messenger RNA. RefSeq names its product WAT1-related protein At5g40240. The transcript has 8 exons. Bases 47 to 1108 code for a protein of 353 amino acids. Gene Ontology annotation, molecular function: transmembrane transporter activity. Lineage: Eukaryota; Viridiplantae; Streptophyta; Magnoliopsida; Malvales; Malvaceae. Gene Ontology annotation, cellular component: plasma membrane. The record is from RefSeq and is a predicted model, not a curated record.